Syngnathoides biaculeatus (alligator pipefish) is the source of this 2367-nucleotide messenger RNA. It is a transcript of the gene psg4, whose product is annotated as sialic acid-binding Ig-like lectin 5. The coding region runs from base 1 to 1995 and encodes 664 amino acids. NCBI's taxonomy places the organism in Eukaryota, Metazoa, Chordata, Actinopteri, Syngnathiformes, Syngnathidae. The record is from RefSeq and is a predicted model, not a curated record. The transcript is spliced from 10 exons.
AUGGUUAUUGCUAAAUCGAUGGAAAGAGGAAAAGGACCACCUGCAAUGUUCUCAGCGCAAAAUUCAAAAGACAACAUUUGUCAUAGUGUGGAGUCCCGGACCCCUGCCCUGGUGAGCUUUCCCGGGCACCCAAAGCAAGGUUCUUGGCUGAGCAGUACAGGACACCGGCUAGAAUGCCAAGCACCAGGGUCCUUAUGGGGCCGUGAGGAGGGUCACAAUGGCGAAGAAGGUUCCAAACAGGAACAGAUGACAGCUGCGGGCGAAACACCGCGGAGGCAUGAGCGAGAGUGUGGACAGAGGAGUCAUACACAUGUGGACGCGGCCGUCGCAUUGAUGUGGCCUCUGCUAUUUGCGGCCUUGUGUACGGGGGUCCAGGCCUCCUCCCUGGAUCCCUCCAUGCCAGACCGAGUCCUUGCCGUGGUGGGCUCGUGCGUGGUCAUCCCCUGCUCCUUCACGCCCUCGGAAAGGAAACCCCCCGAGGUGGUCGUGCGGAUGCGCCUACGAGAUCACAACCGAUUUGCUUUGUUCCGCCAGUACCGCGUGGCCUUCAACAGCGAAGACAUGGCGGAAGUCCCCGGUGAGUUCCGGGGACGUACGUCACUGUCGGGUCUGGUGACAAACGGUGACUGCUCGUUGAAGAUGGACGCGGUCAGUGUAGAAGAUGCCAGAUCCUACGAGGUGGCUCUGAAGAGGAUUGGAGACUUUGCUUGGGGCAGGGCCAAGUCUUUUAGUUUGGACGUUGUGGACACCCCGGAGGCUCCAGUUAUCAGCGGCGUGUCGUCAGCCACCGAUGGACAAGUGGUCACUUUCAACUGCAGCGUCAGCUACCAGUGCCCCUCCGGACCACCGACCAUGCGUUGGCAAUGGGAGCGAGGAGUGCAGCCAGUGGGGGACCAAGAGGUGCGGUCCCUCUACACCCAAGACCGCCAGCCGGUGCUCCAGACCUCACUCACCUUCAGGGUGUCGCGCCGAGUGAAGGCCAACCUACGAUGUGAGGUCAGCUACCCGAGAGCAAAUGUGGUGGCGGCCUUUAAAGAUCUCCAUGUUACAUUCCCACCCAAAGAUGUGACAGUGCAGGUGCAGACUUUGAUGGUGCAGGAAGGGGGUAGCGCCCUCCUGGUCUGCUCGUGCAAAGCCGACCCACCGGUGUCUGAGUACCGCUGGUCCUACAGCCACCGCGGCCGCACGGUCCACCUGGGCCAGCGCACACACACAAUCCGCCUGCACAACGUGACGCGGGACACGGCGGUCCGCUGCGUGGCCGAGAACCUGGUCGGACGAGCCCAAUCUCGAACCACCGUCCUCAACGUUCACUAUAAACCCGUCAUUCAGCACAUGUCGUCGGCUUGCAUCCUGGAGGAUCGGGAGCUGCGUUGCGUCUGCUCGGCCCAAUCCAACCCGCUUCCCACCCUCAGCUGGAACGUCAAUGGCAUCGCCCCGUCGAGGGGGUUCAACGCAUCCCUCUCAGCCAACGCCCUCACGGCCACUCUAACGGGCCACGUAGACGGAGGGGUGCAGACGGUCGCCUGCUUGGCCCUUAAUAUCCUCGGGAAUUACUCCAUGGUGCUGUGGCAGCGCCAAGGAGGACGAGACUCUCGGCUGCUGCUAUGGUGUUUGGUCCCCGCCGCCGCCGCUAUCUUGUCUGGGAUUUCCCUGGCCGCGCUCGUUUUCUUCUGCUGCUGUCGAAAGACGUCGGGCAAACACGUGCUGAGGGGACGUCCUUUGGGACAGGGACCGUACCAGGCCCGCAUGCCGGUCUACAUCAACUGCUCGGAGGUGAGCCACGUGUACACCAACGGAAGCUACCAGCUGCUCUACCAGAACUGCACGCCGCGCUUUGUGCGCACCAAACAGGUGCGUCCGAUGGGCAGAAGAGGCGGUGAGAGAAGGCGAGGUGGUGCGCGUGGAGGCGUGGACACACAAGUCGGCACCAGAGAGGUGCAGGGUGGCACUACGGCUGAUCCGGAAUCAGCCAUCUACCUGGAGGUCCUCUAAAAAUUUCACUGAGCGAGGAUGACCCUGUGACCUUCCUCUGUACAUUGUUUUAUUUAUGUGACAGAUGAAAAGCUUUAAUAGCCACUUUGUCUGGUUUGGUUUGAUCUGUCCUGCUUGUACGCACAUGAAUGGAUUCUUGUUAAGAGAUUUUAUGUUCCUCUACAGGCGGCAAAGCAUAAAAAAGCUUUAUUGCAUGUGUGUGUGUGUGUGGGGCGGGGGGCAUGUCACAAUGACGAUGCAAUUUUUUCCUGCUUGAAAAAUAGGCUUGUAGCCCUUGUUGUGAUUAUGAAAUGAGAAUAAUGGACUUGAUGGCUCUUUAUCGUUGAAAUGUCACACAAAAAUACAAUUAAAAAGUAUCAUUUUUAAUAAACU